UGCGGGCUCUCUCAGGUAUGGCAGCUCUCUCUCCAGCAACACUCCCGGCAGCUGCUGUCUCAUGCUCCAACUACCUGAGCUCCUCAAUGAGAAAGAAGCCCAGUGUGGUGUACAUUGAAGGACUGAAUUCCUUUGGAGGCCUCAAAGCUCACAACAAAGUAUCCAACCUCGGCCUUCCGGCUUGCACUGCCCAGUCCUUCGCCAUGGUAGUGAGCUCUCUCAAGUCCUCAUCCCGGGGAAAGAAGGGCAAAGGUGGAGCUCUCUCUUCCACCUGCAAUGAGGCAGCUGAGAUUUUUAAGAUUGCUGCAAUCAUGAAUGGCCUUGUGUUGAUUGGGGUGGCCGUCGGCUUCGUCCUUCUUCGAGUGGAAGCAGCUCUAGAGGAAGCUGAGUAGAAGGAUUGCAACUUAGCUUCUUUCGACGUAAUAUGGUCCUUCCUAUUUUCCUUUACAUGUUUGGGGUUGAAUUAUAAAUUCGGUCAUAACCACUAAUGAACAUUGGUUGAAAGUUUGAGAUUUGAUUAAAAGCAGUUUACAUUAAUCAAUGGAAUGUUUCAAUUCUAUGUUUUCAACACAACGAA
Messenger RNA from Elaeis guineensis (African oil palm), 577 nucleotides. RefSeq lists its product as uncharacterized. Gene Ontology annotation, cellular component: cytochrome b6f complex. Lineage: Eukaryota; Viridiplantae; Streptophyta; Magnoliopsida; Arecales; Arecaceae. The record is from RefSeq and is a predicted model, not a curated record.